GGCAGUCGCCUGGAAAUGGCGGACGGUGGCAGCUGGCGGCCGCCGCGCCCUUGCGAGGCCUACCGCGCUGAGUGGAAGCUCUGCCGCAGCGCCCGGCACUUCCUGCACCACUACUACGUCCACGGCGAGCGGCCAGCCUGCGAGCAGUGGCGGCGCGACCUGGCCAGCUGCCGCGAGUGGGAGGAGCGCCGGAGCGCGGAGGCCCAGCGGUCCCUCUGUGAGAGUGAGCGUGCGAGAGUCCAGGCUGCACGGAAACACGCGCUGGUGUGGGCGCUGAGGCAGAGCCCUCCUGCAGACUGGCACCUCCCUCUGCCACAGGAGGAGAAAGACCAGUGAUGAACACUCCUGAAUGGCUUUCCCUGAUCUGUUUCAAGUGGGGCUGUUGCAGGACCCUAAGGACAGUGACUGGCCCAAAGAGUCUAGUGGGUCCCUGAGAGCUUCCAUCGCUUAGAACACAGAGCCUGAGGUCUCCAGCCCUAUUUGUGCACCCUCUCCAGCAUUCAGAGUGCCCUGCCGCUGCCGUGCUCUGAAGGACAAUGUCACCCACUGCACAGUUUCCAGGAUGCCAGACCCCACUGCCGAUCCCAGUGAGCAGCCGGGUCAGGCUGGUUCAUGUUCCCCUCUGGGGACAGGAGCAUUCUCAGGUAAACUCUUGAGUGGUAGCCCUGACCCAAGUGGUCAUGUAGGGGGAUCAGAAUGAGGCAGAUAAAUCGUUGUGCUGUGGUGAAUGCCUUUCCUGGUCCUGGCCUGGUGAAACUGCAUUGCCAGCCCCUGGUGCUUACAGAGAGCUGCAGCCCACUCACUCAGUUCCUCUGUAGACCCAGGGAGGGUGUUUCUCCUCCUAGGAGAUAAGCCUCUUGAAGACUCUAGGUUUUAAGAAACGCACACAGGUACAAAAUACACAAGCUUGCACUAAAAGGGUUCAUAGACUCUUGGCUAAGAAACCCAAGCCCAAGACACAUGGAAUUUUGGUCUCUUUCCUUCAAAAUAUCCCUUGGUUGUUUUUAGAAAAUGUAGAUUAUAUAUCAAAAGCCAUUUCAUACAUUUGAUUCCAAACAAAAGCUGAACAUUAAAUCCACAAUUUAAUAGUUGAGAUUGUUAGAUUUAGCACCUGACGUUGUACUGGGAGAGUUUUGGAAUUUUGUGUGCUUAUACUCUUGUAAAUGUUUUUAAAAUACAUGCAUAUGAACCAACAAGAACUCUAGUUCUUGAAGAGGUCUUUUUAUUACUAAUGAUAACAAUUUCCCAUCUUGUGGCUGCAUAGCAGGCCUGAUUGUAUGGUGCUGAGGGGGAGGCUGGCUGUGUGCCCAGCACUCUCCCUCCUCCUUCCUGGCCAGUGCGGCCCACUGCAUUUUAGUACCUCCCUCACAACUGGGCCCCAACUCAAGACAUCUUUUAACACAUUCUUUGGGGCAAAAUAAUCCCAUCACUUUAGAAGGGCUUACAUUAAAGAAUAAACUUUGCCUUUUCAUGUGCAUUUUCUCCUAUGCUAUGCCAAGAGUCCCUGUGACUGCAUGUACGUGUAAAUGUUGGGGGAUCAGCACAUAGGUCCCCAAUAGCCUUUCCCUGUGUGUGUAUGUAACUGAGUGGUGGUGGGGAGGUGCACACAGGUCCCCAGCGGUCCUUCCUUGUGACUGUGUGCCUGGGAGUGCCUGUGUGAGGGGAGUGCACAUAGGUCCCAGUAGCCUCUCCCUGUAUGUUUAUGCCUGUGAGGUAAUGUGGGGGUGGAUGGUGUGCACAUAGGGUCCCAAUAGCCCCUUCUAUGUGUGUAUGUACCUGUUGAGUGGUGGGGACGUGUGUGCACAGGUUCCCUAUGGACCCUCCCUGUGUGUAUGUCCCUGUGAGUGGUGUAGGUAUGCACAUAGGAGCCUAGGAGCAGAGGUAAGUAUAAAGAGCCCAUCCCAGGAUGGGGUGCCUUCAUAUCUGAGUCAACCAGAGUAUCUUUUUUGUGGCUGUGGCUACUUUCUGGAGCAUUUCAGGCCAAGGAGGGAAGGCUGCUGGGGAUCUACAGGCAUUCUCUUCACUCUGAAACACAAGACGGGACGUUUGAAUUUUGCAAUCUGCCUGUGAUCCCUUGGGGUUCCUGGGGCAGAGCUGCAGUAGCAGCCAGCAGUCCUGAGGGGCUCACCUCAAGGAAUCCAUGCUCUAUGUGGUUCUUUAGGGUCAGGGGCUGCCUGCCACAGACUGUUCUGUUAGGAUGUCUUAUUCCUUCUCUGUUACUCAAUGAGUCCCACAUUGACAGAAAUCAUCAUUGCACAGAAUGUUCCUACAUCUGGUCCUGUGUUCACCCUUCACAACAUCUGAGCACCUGCUACAUGCCAGGGCCAGGAGGGCUCUGAGGCUCUAGGAUUGCAGUCUUGAAAUGGGCAAGUUACUUCAAAGAGUUACAGUUACAUUUAGGAGACAGACAUAAACAUUUAAACAUCAUUAAGUCUAAAGUGCUGUGAAGACAAUAGAGCAGUAUCUCUUAAAUUUCUUGCAUGAAAUCUGUAAUAACAAGGGUUUUAUGAUCUAUACAUACUUUAUAUAUGCUGCAUAUAUGGUUGAAACGUUUCACAGAACAGUCCUUGUAUAGUGUAUGGUACAGUGACAUUUUCAGUUCUGUGCCACUGAAAAUAAACUGCUGCACAUGCAGCAACUUGGGUGGGUGAAACUUAGGGAAGCUAUGUGCAGAGUUAAAUGGAUACAUAUGAUAGUUCUAUUUAUGUAACAUUGGUGACAUGAUGUAAUUAUAGAUGGAGAGUGGUGACUGCUGCCAAGGGUGAGGGAUGGGAGGAGGACGUGGAUGUGGCUAUUAAGGGACACACAAGGACAUCCUGUGGUAAUGGAACCUUGACUUAUACAGAGCUGAAUGUGUGAUGACAUUUUGUAGUGCUAGACAUACACACAGAUGAGGGCAGACAUAGUGGGAAACCUAAAUACACUCUAGGCUGUACCUGUUAGUCUCUGGGUACACACUACUUGGUGUGUAAGAUGUUAACACUUGUGGAGGCUGGGAGAACCACACACAGCCCCUCCCUGCAGCUUUAUUUCCAACCUCCUGUGAAUCUGUAACUACCUCAAAAUAAAAAGUUAAAACUG
This is a messenger RNA of Hyaena hyaena (striped hyena), 3081 nucleotides long. RefSeq names its product chromosome unknown C22orf39 homolog (gene CUNH22orf39). The transcript is spliced from 3 exons. Lineage: Eukaryota; Metazoa; Chordata; Mammalia; Carnivora; Hyaenidae. The record is from RefSeq and is a predicted model, not a curated record. Bases 16 to 336 code for a protein of 106 amino acids.